AUGGACGAGGAAAUAAAAAAGCAUUGUAGUUUGUUAAUGUUUGAUAUGCCUCCCCCGACUCCACAAAAAGACCGCUCUUUAAUGAUUGAUUUCACUAGUUCUCUAGAGAACAGUAAUAUUAGAAGUGACAAUAAUUUUGUCUUUACUUCCUUUGUCGAGCCAAUUAAGGUUAAGCGCUCAUUAAAGAAAACAAAAAAAAAUAAUGACGACGACUAUGGUGACCGCAACAAAAAUAUAUUAAACCUUCCAAUUACAAGUCCCCUGAAUAAUUUUAUCGAUGAAACCAAACAAACACAAUUAUCCGAGAAAAAACAUAUACGUCGGCCACCUAACGCAUUCAUUCUAUAUCGUCAAGCUAAACAGCCGGAACUUACGGCAGAAAUGGGGCAUAUGCCAAAUACGGAAAUCUCAAGGAUUUUAUCCGUUAAAUGGGCCAACGAACCAGAAAAAGAAAAAUUACAUUGGCAAAAACAAGCGGAUAAGAUGAAAAUGGAGCAUGCUCUAGCCAAUCCUGGCUACGUUUAUCGACCAAGUCCGAGAAAAUCUCCAUUUAAAACGGAAAACAAAAAAGGAAAUCGAGGUACAAAGAAAAAACGUAAAUCUCAAUCAACAUGUGAGCAGCCGGUUUCCAAUUUCAUUAAUUCUUCCAUUGUCAAUGCUGGGGAGAUUAUUAAUGUGGUCAGCAGUAGCGAAGAAAGUUCCUUACAAUCACCUUUCUUUGUUGAAUCAAAUAAUUUUCAUCCCGUAUUCUAUGAUUCUAACAAUCUCACUCCUCAACCAUAUUUUUCAAAUAACGAUGGUUUAAUUCCAAACCAAUUGAUAAAUAUAAAUGAAGAUGAAAUAACGGCAAAAUUAGAUGCCACCUUCUUUUUUAAUCCCAAUUUUUCACAAAAUUGGCAUUCACAAGAUCCGAAUCAUUUAUGUGAUAUGCCAAUUCAACAACAAUGUAAUUUUCUUUAUUACAGUUAUUCUCCCGAGAAUAAUAAUCUCCAAACAGCCGCUCAGUCAAUGGAUUAUUAA
This is a messenger RNA of Ambispora leptoticha, 1020 nucleotides long. NCBI's taxonomy places the organism in Eukaryota, Fungi, Glomeromycota, Glomeromycetes, Archaeosporales, Ambisporaceae. The record is from the annotation of a GenBank genome assembly.